UGACAACCCUCUCUCUAUAGGGAUAUAGGGAUGGACUGCACAAAACUGACUUAAUCACUGAUGGCAAUGAUGUUGAAGUAUGUGACACUUCUAAAACUCUUGUCUGUGUGUGUAUGUCUUUACCUUCUCUGUGUGCAUACUGUUGAGGUGAAACUGGGCUAAUUCAUGCAGGAUUAUGCAUCAGGCACCUGCGUAGAUUACACAGUAUGUAUGUAAAUAUGGCUCAUCUGGGGCCACUGGAUCGGGCUGCCAGUUUUCACCUCUGUACAUUUCCAGUCAUUUAACGUCUGUGUGUGUGUGUUUAUAUGUGCGUGUGCAUUUCUAGAGCAGCCAUGCUUCACGUCAGGGCUGCUUCCUGUUGAGUUGCGGAAGCCCCUUUGUUUUCUUGUCUGGCUGCGGGCUUCUGUCUCGGCGCUGCUCUUCCUGUUGCAGCACAUUGAGCUUAACUGGAAACUUCUGGAGCUGUUGAAGCUCGUUGCUCUUUCACAUUCAGGGAUGCAGCUUGGUUGUUGUUUUUGUUUGUUGGGUUGUUUUUUGUAUCGAGUUGCAAGUUGCCUUUGUUAUGUAACUAUUGACUCUGUGGUUUGCAUUAGACAGUGUACCUUUGGAGUUUCUUUAAAGGAUGUGUUUUGUUUUUUUGUUGUCAAUUCAACACUUAGAUUAUCAGUUGAAAGAUGAAAAUUAAACCCUGACAUUUUGAUAGCGUCUGCCCUUUGUUAUGAUUUACAAAUACUCUUCCAGAAGAAGUAUCCGAUUACGAAAUAUGACAGAAAGUAUUAUUUUGUUCUGAAUCUUGCAGUAGCAUAAAUACAAUAUGAACAAAACCCUACUGAAGUAUUAAACAUUUUCAUAUGACUAGAGCUUCAUCUAAUUACUGUAACCUCUGCCUGCUUGGUCUUUGCCAUGGAAAACAGAUCCUAAGGUGCACAGAAAGUGUAUUUUGUAAUAUAUUUUUAAAGUAAAUAUGAAGUGAAAGCCAUUGUGGUCAAUCCUUUUUCAAUUGGUUGAUCUGAUAAAUAGCACCACCCAUAGGCAAUUUGGUUUUAAUCAACAACAAAAGACACAAGAUGUCAUAGUCCCGCCUUUCCCCCGUUUGAUUGACAGGUGAUCCAUUAGAACAGUACGGCCAUUCACUUGUCUUCCGUGGUGAUUUUUGAAAGCAUGCAAACUUGUGAUGCUACAGUUUAUUUCCUACUUACAUAGGCGAUUGGUCUUGAUUGGAUAGCACUGCAGAUGUUUCCUAGCAACUGAUUUACACAUUCUUGAAGUCUGCACUAGCUUAGACAUUUGAGUUUAACUAGUUUGAAAUCACCUUGCAGGGCGGACCUAAUAGCUGAUACAGCCCAAUCCUCAAAAGCUUAAAGGUCUGAUUUUCUCCUGUGGUGUCUGUGUGGAGCGUGCCACACACCCACUCCACAACAACGACGGCUUUUGCUUGCAUCUUCCAGUGUUUCUUCUGUCAGCAAGUUCAGCAGAGCUGCAACUCUUCCAGUGCCAGCCCUGACGCCAGCGAGGAGCCCUGCCCCACUGACAUGGUGAAGAUGACCAAGUCUAAGACCUUCCAGGCUUACCUGCCAUCCUGCCACCGCACCUACAGCUGCAUCCACUGCCGGGCACACCUGGCCAACCAUGACGAGCUAAUCUCAAAGUCAUUUCAGGGCAGUCAAGGAAGAGCCUAUCUCUUUAAUUCAGUGGUGAAUGUCGGCUGCGGGCCAGCGGAGGAGCGGGUACUCCUCACAGGUUUACAUGCUGUGGCUGAUAUCUACUGUGAAAACUGUAAAACCACCCUGGGUUGGAAAUAUGAGCAUGCAUUUGAGAGCAGUCAAAAGUACAAAGAGGGAAAGUUCAUCAUCGAGCUGGCUCAUAUGAUCAAGGACAACGGAUGGGAGUGACGCUCCAGCUGCACUAUGUCUCUUUCUGACCUGGGAAUGCUCUUUAUUGAACUGCGUGGAGCGUUGUUCACACACACACACACACACACACACACACACACACACACACCCUUACAAAUAACCCUCCACGAACCUCCACCCCUCGCCUCCUUCACGUGCACACACCCACCUGCUCAUUGUGAAACUGAAUAAAUGACGUAAAAAAACGACGACAAUGAAGUGGGGCAGUUGUUGAAAAAUCACGUCACAGGAGUCCUGUCGUUCCUUUAAAGAUUGUGUGUUCUCCUUCGCAGCUCCGGAGCUUCUGGGUUUGACCCAAGCCCACUCACUCUCACACCCUCUCGCCCCUACCGCACCACGCUUACAAGUGAUUGUGGUGUUAUGGCGACCACUAUGCGAAUGGAGAUGGACUUCACUGAAAGGACAUUUCUUUGUUUUCUUUAUUUCGCCCAUCCAGCGAGAUGAAUGACUUUGAUGACUUUCGUUAUUUUAAUGUCGUUUGCUGUAGUUUUAACUUCUGGGUUUGAUAAGGUUUUGGUUUGAUGGCAGAUGGAUGUUACUGGUUAGCAUUUUAUUUCCCUGUCAAGUCCGUUGUGUUUUGUUUUGUUCAUUCAUGUUUUUUUGGCUUGUUGUAUCUGUGCCCAUAGCUGAGUGUGUUUUUCUUUGCUAAUGUCCAAAUGAGCGAUCAGGGACAGAGGGGAAAGGGAGUUUAUCAUAGUUACAAAUAUGUAGCAGCAUUUGUUUUGUUGUUUUUUUAAGAAAAAAGUGGUUAAGGAUGGGAAUUGCAGUAGUGUGGGAUUUUAUUCCUGGUAAUUUUUUUUCUUUUCAUUUUUACUUCUUUUUUUCCCAUUUUGUGCAUUUUCUUUAUACCACCCCCUCUGGUACUUUUCAACACCCCAAAAGCAUUGAAAGCAGGAAAGCAGCACCUAGUAUUUGUGUGACAGAAAUAGAUUUAUCUAUAUACAUGCAUACAUACACAUAUAUACAUAUACAUAUACACACACACACGCACACACUUAUUAAAUAUAUAUAGAUAUAUAAAUAUUUGUAGUGUUUGGCUAAAUGCGAUUGUGGCUGGUCCCAUUUUGCAGCAGUACCAUAUGUGAAAAAGACAUGAAAAGGAGCAGAAAUAGUUUCUAGACUGAGGAACCUGAAAUCAGUGUCCACAUGUCAUAAAACAUUAGGACAAACUGUCUUAUUCCAUUGUCUAGUUAUUAAACAAUUACAAAAUGAAUACAUAUACACAUACUAUGAUUACAUAUCCAUACAUACUAUGAGAAUGUUUGUAGUACGUAGAUAUUGGAACAUGGAUACUAUAUAUAUAUAUAUACAUAUAUAUAUAUGUGUGUGUGUGUAUAUAUAUAUAUAUAUACACAAACACACACAUAUAUAUAUUUGCUGCCAUGCACAUAUGUAUAUAUGCAUAUGACUGUGUGUGUAUAUGCAUUGUGUAUGUGUGGUCAUACAUUAAACUGUGGCACACUUGAACAAUGCUACUUCGUUUGCACUUUGCAGAGGCCUUUGGUUCAUCUCAGUUUAGAGGCAAAAAGUUUUUUCGCUCUCAUCUGCUUUAUUAAUGGCCUUCUCACAGAUAAAUGAUGGAUUGUUGGAGACGGAAAGAAAGUUAGAGCUGGAUGGUUUGAGGGUUUUUGUUGUUUCUGUUAAGACUGUAGUGCGGUUAACAGCUGUCCAGUAAUUCGGUUUGAUUUUAUUUAAAUUUUAUCAACAAAUUCUGCUUUUCCUCUCAGUUUUUGCUCGAUAUAGACCUCCUUUCAGAGAGAGAAGUGUAGUUACAGAUUCUUUGCUGCUAUGCUAGUAAUCCCUCCAUUUCUUCCCACCUUUGUAGGUAUGUUGCACUUUAUUGCUUCUCAGUCGCUCUCUCUCUUAGAGCAUAUGAACUGUCUCCUCUUGAGCAGCAUCUGUGCUUUGCCUCUAAGCCGUAUGAAUCUUGUGCCUCUUCAAAACAUGAACGGCCUCCCCUUUCUUUUUCCUGUUGUGCAGUGCAUAACUCCGAAAAAUGUCAUGUGAACCGAUGUGUCUUCCCCCUUUCUGGUUCAGAGUGGCCCUCGAAAUAUCGUUCUUCACCAAAUCCUCAUAGAGCUCCCUGUUUUUUUUUUUCUUUGAGCAGAGAGUUGGUAUUCAUACAUGUAUAUUUUCUAUGUUAAGAUUUAGAGGUGCAAAAACAGAUGGAUAUUCAGUAUAUUAUUUCUCAGAUUAAAGCAGAGAGGAAGAGGUUUGGAGAAUGCGGGAUGCCCAGGGCUUGUUGUUUGGCUUUUUAUUGGACAGAUAAAAAGAUGGCAACAGGUCGAGGUGGGGCGGGUGGCACAGGAGAGAUUUAAAAAUCAGCAGUGAUUGAUUACUUUGCCGGCAAGGUCAGUCAGAUCACACGACCUUUAUCCUAAAAACGAUGACAAUGCAAACCCUUAAUAGUUAGCAGUAAUACCUACUUGAAAAUAUAAAGACAUAAACAGCUAAGAUAUUGGCCCGUGUUACAGUUUUUGUACAUACAGUAACAUAUUUAAGGUUUUAUACGUAUUUCUACUGGGUUAGUUGUUUUACUUCCCCAACUUGAAGCACUUUUGUUCACUGUACCUCUGGCUGUGUGUAUCUAUGUGUGUGUGAGUAUGUGUGUGUAUGCGUGCAUGUGUACAUGCAUGCAUGCAUGCACACGAAAGUGAAUGUUUAGUUUCUUUUCCUCAGUUUUAUUUCUCUUUUUCCCUCUUUUUGGUUUGGAAAUGUUUUUAUUUGUCCUUUUGUUUUUUUCUUUCACAGCUGUUUGGUUUCACUGUCUGCUCGAGAGCCAGGUUAGUUUGCUUGGAAGUGAUUUAUCCCCCUUUUUUUUCUGUUAGCUUGUUUAUUUAGCUUGUGUGGUGUGAGCCCGUUAGAGGGCUGGUGUUUAGGUCUCUGCUGAGCCAUGUAGACGUUGAGGGUGAGCUGGAAUCUCCCACCAUGUCACAGGGAGAGCCUUUACCAAGACCCUUUCUCCACCAUAGUCAGUGUCUCCUGUAUAGAGGGCUUUCAGGGGAUGAAACACACUCUAUGGUGGCCAUAUUGGAGGUCCUUAGCUCGGCUGUUGAUAUAAGAUUGUAUUUUUUGAGAACAUUUUUUGAACAAAACUUAACUGUUAAUUCCCUGAUCUAUUUGAUUUAUUAUUUUGAUAAUAAUAGACUGUUAGUGACCUGAACUUAGCUGCUACAUCCCAGUUCUGGGGCUCUCUCUAUUUCAAGACUCCUAAUAGUACAAUUAAGUCUUGUUCUAACUUAAAGAUUCCUUCAAAUGCAGCAUUAAAAAAGCUUUUCAGUCUUGCCAGUGUUAUAUCAAUGGUGCAUUCAAGCAGUUUUUGUCAGUUGCAGUCAGGAUAUAUGGAUAUAUUCACUGAUAUUCAAGGUCCGGUGGUCACCAUUGCUGGUAAACAACUGGUAAACUACAUUUCAGAAACUCCAUUAUCACACGACUUGCCUGAGUUUACUACAAGGUAUUCAUCGCUUCAACAGCCAUUGUCUGGUCUUAAACUUGAAAACUACUGAGACUGAAAGUUUGAUGAUAUCACAUGAUCUUCCUCGGAAAAUGUAGUUACUCAGUAAUGGAAGUGUUUGAACUGUCAUGUUCAAACUUCAGGUUGUGAAUGUAUGCAGCAAUGACAAGUCGGUAACUCUGUCUGCUGGGGAAGAAUAUGUGAACCGUUAUACAAUUGCUUCUUUCCAUUUGACUUUAGAAGAAGUCAAGCAGCGCCUGAAUGUACCAUUGGUUUUAUAUCUGUUAGGCUACAGUCUCAUUUGGAGAGGAUGUGCGGGAGGGGUCUGUCCGUAAGUUUUUGCGAAAGACACACCAAACGUCCUGCGUCCUGCAAACGUUACAGCUCGUGAAUUGGGAUUCAGCUUUUAACUGGUCAGCCUUCACUGUCAGAGAAAAUGGCACUGGUAGCUAAAUUUGGAAACAAUAACAACAAACAACCUCUGUUACCAGACCAUUCACGUGUGAUUUCAUAAUUACCAAAUGGACCCACGGUAGUCCCACUUUCCUCUUAACUUUUACACAAACGCGGCCUGUGUCUCUAAAGGACCUGCAAGAUGGCGCCAGCAGUGGCAGCUGGGAGAUUUGUGACCCAACUGCCGAGCCUCUGUACCCUCCCUCCAGUCAGUCAAGUUAAACCCACAAAAAGCAGUUGCCAGUGUCACCACCGGUGUGUACCAAAUAAGAACUAGGUUCUACUGAAUGCAUCAGUGUCAUGUGUCAGUGGGUAAGAUGGAAGCCAGAGCUCGUGUUUGAGUGUCUCCUGGAGAUUCAACUGCUAUACCAAAAUUCUAGAGGAGAAAUCCUGUCACUUAUGACAUUUCUUUCUUUCUGUAGAAUGUUUUGAUUCUCUGAACGUAACAGCGUCAAAGCAGCCUGGAUGAAAAAUGUAGAUAUUUGCUGCUGAAAACUGUUUACUUUUUAUUGUUAUUUUGUUUUAUUGUGACACUGGCUACCGCGUUUUUGAGCUUUGUACUGUCUAAUAUGUAUCUGAAAGGAUGUUGAUCAAAGGCAAGAUGGGUAUACAGGGGAAAAGACUGUACAAGUUCUUUUCUUAGGACUGUUAAAUUACAGUUUAAGGUCUAAAGCAUGUUGUAUUUAUAAUGGCUAUAUGUCGUGCCUGUUUUAUUAUUAUUUUUUCCUAAAUUUAAAAUCAAAAAUAUUAUAUGCUUUUUAUUUGACUACAUUGCUUUGCAUUCUGUCUUAGUAAAGCCAUGUCACAUCUGUUUUCACUCUAAUGUAAACUAUCAGAUAUCACAAUAAAUUUUCAAUGGCAUUAAGUUGUGGAUUGUGGAAA
Molecule: messenger RNA, 6702 nt
Organism: Scatophagus argus
Lineage: Eukaryota; Metazoa; Chordata; Actinopteri; Scatophagidae
Gene: ypel1
Product: yippee-like 1
Exons: 5
Coding region: 1533-1892 (119 amino acids)
Source: RefSeq, a predicted model, not a curated record